CUUACACUAAACAACUAAUCAAUUCAAUCUUCCAUCUUUGUUCGAUGCCUCACGAUAAUUAGUUGUCAAAUACUUGAACUUCUAACUCGUAGAUUUGAUCAGAUGGAUUCUAUUCAACCUGAUUGGCCAAGAUGACCUCACAGCUCCUCUCUACGGAGUUAACCAAUCUCAUACAAGAGAGUAAACGGAAACAUAACGAUCUCAGACAGGCAGCUGAAAAGUCUCUCGAGGAACUUAAAGGAAUUCGUGCCACAAGUGAAUCACACCUUGCUGCUGAACUCUCUCAGAAGGUCAAUUUUGUCAACCCCUUUGUCAUAGCUUGUGGUACAAGAAACGCCAAGUUUACCGGAAUCGCCAUUGUCUGCUUGUCCCGCCUCGUUCUCGUCACAGCACUCCCACGAUCCAAGUUGAGCCCCGUCUUAGAAGCAUUACGAGAGGCCACCUCCGCUGGGCUGGAUGUCCAACUUAAGAUUCUACAAGCUUUGCCAUCAUUGCUCCAGAAUUACUCUAAAGAGAUCCAGGGAGAUUUACUUGUUACAGCUCUGAAUAUCUGCUUCAUUUUGCAGACGACAAAGAAUGGGGUCGUCAACAACACAUCCGCAGCUACGCUUCAGCAGCUUGUUAUGACCGUAUUUGAAAAGGUAGCAGCUGAGGAUAAAUUAGCACCUGAUGGGAAUUUUGUUGGCGAUGCCCCUACCGGUGAUGGCGCCGUUCAACUUCGCGCCGCGUCUAUGGAUGCUUACCGUAUUUUUAAAGAUAUCUGCCUAAUGACAGAGAAUCAACGACCAGAAUAUCUCAGGUUUACUGGGCUUCCACAGACAUUCGGCUUAGAGUUGAUAGAAUCGGUCUUGAGUCAGCAUGCCAUCAUUUUCACCGACUCUCAUCAUCCGGAACAGGCACAUAUACUCCGCACUGGGGUAAUGCCCUUUGUGAUCAAAUCAUUAUCCGGAAAGCCGAACUUUGCAACUUCCGUACGUCUUGUUCGUAUUUUAUACACGUUACUCAGAAAACAUCUUGAUGUUUUACCGGCGGAGGGUGGCGAAGCCCUCGAUACACUUACUCAACUACUAGAUCAAGACACGGCUGCUUGGAGAAGAGCAUUAUGUAUGGAGGUAUUUCGGGGUAUAUUCUCAGAGCCUCCUCUACUCAGGCGUAUAUAUACCUUCUACGAUUCUGAAGAGGGGGAGAAGGAUGUUCUUAGGAAUCUGACCGCUACGUUUGUUAGGGUUAGUACAGAAAGACCCGUGGUAAUUGGUCUGGGCCACCAGUCUACUAUCCCCGUCGCAAACCCGUACGCAAAUAUAGGGGGCUCAUCGGAUCAGGCAAUGCUAGAGGCUAGCGGCGUUACUGGAAUUAUCGGCGGAUCCGUUGGUGAGGGAGGAAAUACCGGAAUUAGCUCCCAAUGGAGUACGGUCCGAGUCGCUUGCAUUGAUCAACUUGACAAGACUGAACCGCCGUUGGUUCCAGAAUCGUACAUCUACGCAUUAACACUAUCUUGCAUCACUUCCUUGUCUGAAGGGUUGGCUAAAUUCAUCUUGCCACUUACGGUUCCUCCCGACAACCGGGCUCGCAAACGUGGUGCUAAGCAGCCAGAAACGGGGAGGAAUUCCCCCAGUCUAGUUGAUGAUGAUACCGGUAAUCUAAAAACUAUAGUAGAGAGGACGGCCACUCUGAAUUCUCUCGAGAGAUCAGGUUCGUUCAAGAAAAACCCUGUUCCCCUCAAUCCUCUGGCAGUAAAGGACCAUCCCUUACAUGCCGAGGUCGAGAUAUGCGCGGCUAUCAUCGACGAAUGCUGGCCAGCUAUCCUUGCAACAUGUUCUACCUUUUUAUAUGCUGCACUCGAUUCGGAAUAUUAUCAUGGCCUGGUUCGAGCGUUUCAGAAAUUCGCCCACGUUGCUGGAUUACUUCACCUUACAACCCCAAGAGAUGCUUUCCUCACAACCUUGGGUAAAGCAGCUGUGCCCCCCAACGUAUUCACUGCUUGCUCAAAUACUGGCGCAUCUAAACCUACCGCCGUCAGCCCCGUUUCUGAGGUCCCCAAUAGUAUCAUAGGUAAUGCUAGGGGCCUUCUUAGCGUUGAUAACUUGGUAACCCCAGUCGGCGCUGCCGGUGAGAGGCAGAGACAGGCAUCUAUGGAUGCUAACACGAUACCUCAAACUUUGAACACUCGGAACCUUCUAUGCUUACGCGCAUUAUUGAAUUUGGGAAUAGCCUUGGGGCCAACACUUAGUGCCUCUUGGUCAAUUAUUUUGGAAACGUUACAACAAGCCGACUUUGUGCUAUUCGCAACUGGGAAGUCUCCCGGUAGAACCCCAAUCGCCGGGAAGGGACCGGACCCGAGAGCAGAGAGUGAAGCUUCUUUGCUCUUGGCCAACUUCAGCACUGAGAUAAGGGCUGUUGAAACUGCCGCAUCUAGACUCUUCGAAAGCACGGUUGAUUUUCCUAAUGGUGCUUUUGUGGAGGUCGUCGACGCCAUAUGUGGUCUGCUAGAUCAACGAACAGACCAGGCUUCAGAAGCAUCAAGCCGACCACAAUCAUCAGCUUCCCUAACAACGCCAGUGCCAAUGACGGGCCUUCGAACGCCGAGUGGUCAACAUCGGAGACUUGUCAGCGUAUCUACCAUACUGCCAGCUGGUCCCAGUCAAGAGGAUCAAUUUGCCCUUGCGAAAAUCGGUGAAAUUGCGAGUAUCAACAUUGAGAGACUUCUAAGCUACCCUCCAGAUGUGUCAGGCUGGACGCGCAUCACCACUGAGCUUAUUAACGCAUUAAGCUCCGUCCCCAUGCCAGCACAGAUUCGAAACCGUGCUGCAGAUAUUCUUGUGCAUCUUACUCUAAACGCAGCCAAAUCUGUAGUUGGCUUCGACGACGAAACCCGCGGUCGGGUUCAACUGCGCCUCCUCGAGGCUCUCCGCGACUCCUUGCUUCCACUACAGAUGGAAGAUCGUGCAGCUUCCGUAGCCACUCAUUCAACAGAUAUUGAUAUCCAUAAGAUCAUACUCGAGGGCCUUAAAAGCCUUCUUGAUGACUGUGGCGAUACGCUUCUGAGUGGCUGGGAGAUUACGUUCGAGAUUAUUGGUAGUAUCUUCGUUCCAAGAAGAUACGGUGACGGCACACGAGACACUGGUGACCAAUCCUUCACCCUUACAACACGAUCUAGCAAGCUCAUUAGAUCCGCGUUCAAUUCUUUGCAAUUAAUAUGCUCUGACUUCCUCGGGUCAUUGCCCAAAUCAUGUUUUCUUAUUCUUGUUGAUACCCUGUACAAAUUCUGUUCACAGGACGAUGAUUUAAAUAUUGCGCUCACGACUGUCACGUUCUUCUGGGUACUUUCUGAUUUCUUGUCUGGGAAAAGCAAAUUGCUUCCAAUUACCGAUACUCUUGUUGAUGAUCCUGAUGGCAUUUCAUUAGUUGAGAAGGCUUCGAAUGCUGAAGAUGCAUCCUCGGACGCUGCCUUGUGGAUGCUUCUCUUGUUGAGACUAACUACCGUGACAGCCGACGAUCGACUUGAUUUAAGAAACAGCGCUAUUCAGACACUCUUGCGCAUAUUCGAUGCAUAUGGAGAAAGGCUCGGUCCUGAAGCAUGGUCUGUCUGCAUCAAGUCUGUCAUUUUUAAACUUCUUUCGUCAAUUGAGGAGGAACUUGAAGAUGUUGGCAAGCAAGACGUUGACGAGAAAAUACGCCACGACUGGCAUGACACCGCUGUUGUGGUCCUAAAUGGCAUAUCUAGUCUCCUUGCCAAUUAUCUUGACGUGCUGACUGUCCAUCCCACAUUCAACUCAUAUUGGCAGCAACUAUUAGGGCAUUUUGCUUCCCUACUUGAUUUCCAGGUUCUAGAAAUUAGCACGGCAACGUUCAAAGCGUUGACCCAGAUGCUUUCACAAAGUCAGAACGGUAUAAAACAGAAUUUUAACAAGACAACAAUUGACCUGGCCUGGGAUCUGUGGUCUCGUGGCGUUCCUGUCUCUAGAAAAGGCAACACGGGCAAGAUCACAGAUAACCAAAAUUGCCUUCUCGCCUACGUCGCGGCUCUUCGCGACGUGUAUCGUCUUAUACAAGUUGACCUUACAGUUGACCGCAUUCGUCGAAUGUUAACGCUAUUACGAGAAGUCAUGCAAGUGGCGACCCCCGGAUCAUACAUAGCUGAUAUUGAUCAUGUCACACCUUUGCAAGGGCAGGUUUUAGAGGUGAUAAAAUUACUUCGAACUGAUCUACCAGGGGCGCCGUCUGCCGUGAUAUCUCAGACCUCCGAAUUCAUCUCACUGGCUUUCCUCGAAGAACAUGCCAUGUCAAGCCAACGCAAUUCACAAAAACGCACUUACGUUGCUAUGUCUAAGGCCAGCAUGUUGAUUCUUCAAUCAUUACUUGUUAGCCACGCAUCCGACGUAAAGAUCUAUAGCGACGGCGCAUUCCUGACCGCUCUUACGGCUUUAUCGAAGCCGAUUGUACUUAAAUACAGAUUUCCCAUCAUCACUAAGACAGAGCAACCUUGGAGGUUAUCCACAACUUCUGCUUUGGUUAUUCUAGAAGCUACUCUCCCCCAACUCCAUAAACUCGAUAUUUCCCGGCCAAACCUACAAGACAUUUGGGAGAUGAUCGUUACUAUUGCCAAUGGGGUCAUCAGUGCAGAUUGCGAUGCACCCCCAGAUCGAGUUAACAUUGCGGACGAUCAGGAUUUUGAUAUCUCUUCAUUCUUGAAACUUCGUGAGCUCAUCAUUCCUUCUCUAGGUGGAGAAGUUGUAGCGGACAAAACCAGAAAGGUGUUCGCAGAAAACCUAUUCCGCAUGUCCAUCAUACAUACACCAGCACCUGCAGAAUCCGCGCUUAUCUACGGAAGCGAUGGAGAUGACAUAAUUGGACUCUCAAACCUUUACAAGCCACGAAGAGGCCGUACCAUCGAUCCACCUCCUGCUAAACGCGAGAAGAUGUGUUACAUAUGUAUUGAUGAGCUCUUCGCCUUGGUAAGUAACCAUAGCGAAGCAUCAACACCUCACAUAACAGUUCAACCCCCAACGCCUGCUUUUCCUCCACCAAAGGUAGCGGCGAAUAUGCCAUUUGAAUCCCCUCAUGCUCUCCAUGUGCGACUAGCAAGAACGGCAGCACCAUAUUUAAUACUGAGGGCAGCUCUUACACUACGGGCCUACAUUGCAGAUCAGCCGCUGCGUGGUCGCAUGCCGCAACCGCUUAGCCAACGCAAAGAACUAUCGCGGAUGUUAGAAAGAUUAGUAGAGCUUCGAAGCGAACCCGAGGCUAUACCCGACACAGCCAAUGUCGAAAGCGAGAGCCGUAAACAUCUACUCAGACUUUACCCGUUGAUUGUCAGCGCGAGCAGCGUAGCUGGCACGAGCGGGGAUGAAGGCGUAUCGAAGUUGCUGACGAAGGCAUUGGAGGUUGUUGGAUCGGAAUUGGGGAUUUGAGAUUAUUAGUCUUUUAUGACGGCAAUGAUGAGCUGAAUUCGCAGGCUAUUAGACUCGUGGUUAUGUUGAAUUACCUUACAGUGGUUUGUAUGAAGCUAGGUAGGUAGUAUUCUCAUAAACAUUAGGUAAAACCACAACGCACUCGAAAUAAUCUUGAGGAGAGUUGCGUACAUAGAUACUUGCUAGGCACCUACAACCUCUUAG
Messenger RNA from Annulohypoxylon maeteangense, 5615 nucleotides. RefSeq lists its product as uncharacterized. The transcript has 6 exons. The record is from RefSeq and is a predicted model, not a curated record. The coding region runs from base 132 to 5411 and encodes 1759 amino acids. Lineage: Eukaryota; Fungi; Ascomycota; Sordariomycetes; Xylariales; Hypoxylaceae.